Messenger RNA from Diospyros lotus (date-plum), 2071 nucleotides. Its product is annotated as probable polygalacturonase At1g80170. Lineage: Eukaryota; Viridiplantae; Streptophyta; Magnoliopsida; Ericales; Ebenaceae. Gene Ontology annotation, biological process: carbohydrate metabolic process. The record is from RefSeq and is a predicted model, not a curated record. The transcript has 12 exons. Bases 530 to 1747 code for a protein of 405 amino acids. Gene Ontology annotation, molecular function: polygalacturonase activity.
UGUUGUUAAAAGUGAAAAAAAUCAGUGGCCAUUGCUCAAAUCUACACAACGUCGGUUGCAGCCAAUAUUAUAUUCACUACACAAAAUCGUAGACUCUGAAUCAAACCAAGUUGUUUCCAUGUUAUAAGUAUAAUCAUUUGAAUCUCUGAAGAAAAUCUCUUGGGAACCCGUGAUCAGUUGUGAAACCCAAAGCCAAGUUUUUAUGGCUGGUUCACCGGCAAUGUUGAAUCACGGGAACAAAGGAAAGAAUAGCCAAUGGACUGGCCCUGCUUGCUGGAGCUCAUUGUCACCACGUGGCCUAAGUUUGAAGCAAAAAAACAGUGGUCAAGAAGUUCGUUCAUUCACUCAUAUAAACUGUUUGAUAAAAUGCUUGAAAAAGCCCUACUGGGGAGAGGUGAAUGAAGGAAGACUCAGAGCCAGCCAUCUGAAAAAGGGUGAUGGGAUUUGAAGAUCGAAGCCUGCAUGGUGCGUUGUAAAAGAUAAGCUUCAUAUUCCAUUGUGUUUGGCCAUCUCAAGCUCUUCACGUAUUAUGGAUUUAUUGGCUUUCAUAUUCAUUCUUGGCUUUGUUACUUCGAAACUUGCUUGCUCAAAUGCUAAUCGAACUCCAAACAGUUUCAAUGUCUUAGAUUACGGAGCCAUAGGCAAUAACCAUACUGAUGAUUCCAACGCACUUCUGAAGGCAUGGAAUGCUGCAUGUAGCUCACCAGUAGGCACCCCUAAAGUGAUUGUUCCCAGGAAUUAUGCAUUUUUGGUGAAUCCAGUCCUCUUCCAUGGCCCCUGCAAGGCUAGAAACAUCGAUUUUGUGGUUUCUGGGAUAAUUCUAGCACCAAAUUCGCCUAAAGUAUGGAAUGGUUGUGAUGCAAGUCAGUGGCUAGCCUUUAGGGGCAUUACUGGCCUGAAUGUAUAUGGGGCGGGCACCAUUGAUGGAAGAGGAAAGGAUUGGUGGGAUCAAUCCUGCAGACAUCAUCCUGACCUGAAGGGAUGCAUCAAACUGGCACCCACUGCCCUGAAGUUUCUUUCAUGCAAUAAGAGCAGAGUCAGGGAUGUUCACUUCAUCAACAGCCCACAAACUCAUGUGCUCAUAAUGAGGUGCAAUGGUUUGCAUGUCAGCAAUGUGACAAUCCAGUCCCCUGGCUACAGCCCCAACACUGAUGGCAUUCACAUCCAGUCCUCUCACCACCUCACUAUCGAUGAUGCCAAAAUAGGAUCUGGUGAUGAUUGUGUUUCUAUUGGAGAUUACACUUCUGAUCUUCAGAUAACCAAUGUUGAAUGUGGACCCGGUCAUGGCAUAAGCAUUGGAAGCUUGGGUAAAGGGGGCAAUUUUGUGCGAGUAGAGAACAUUCAAGUGAGCAAUGCUUUCUUCAAGGGAACCACAAAUGGAGCGAGGAUUAAGACGUGGCAGGUUGGCAAAGGAUACGUCCGAAAGGUAUCAUUCCAGAAUCUUAAAUUCGACUCUGUGAAGAACCCACUGAUCAUCGAUCAAAAUUACUGCAAUGUCAGGGGGCAAUGUAAAGAACUGGAAACUGGAGUUCAAGUGAGCGAUGUGGUCUACAAGGGCUUAUUAGGAACAUCCAGCACUGCGGUUGCAAUCAAUGUCAACUGCAGCCCAGCCAUGCCAUGCACCGGGAUAUCCAUGGAGUCGAUAACUCUGACGGCUGCCGAUGCCGGGAAGCGAGUCGUCGCCAGUUGCGGCAAUGCUCGUGGCAUAGAAACCGCAGUUCUACCCAGGCCGUGUCUCCGGAGUUGAUCAUUGCAUGCUUCCAAGUUUCUGGGUGUUUUGGAGCCUUCUAGGACAAGUAAUGUUGUAUAGAUGCAAGUGUCAUAUUUGACCAAACGAGUAGUAGAAUGGAGAAUUUUGGAGGGCUCAGGGCUGGCUAGGACUACAUUGGUUUAUCUCUUCAGACAUUUGUUAUCAGAAUGGCGAAUUUGAGAUUAGGCAAACAAUCAGAAUUGAUUAGUUCUUAAAAAAAAAUUAGGAAUUACUUGAAACCAUGGUGUAUUGGUUUAAGAAUUGUAUUUACAUACAUUUCAAAUUCAUGGCAUUUCAAUCAUAAAAGAGCAACCUGAGCAU